UACGACAAGGUAAGAACUGGACACAUGAAAUUCACAAUAUCCUGACUUGAGCUGUGACGUUUACAAGGUUCUGAUCAUCAAUAAUUCACUUUGUUUCUCCUAUAUUUCAGAUUGGAUACAAAAGCUUUCUUUAAAGAAAUUUUUUAAAAAAACAAAAAAACAACAUGUUUCGAUAUGUGAUCUUUGCUGUGACACUGUGGAUCACAACAGCGUUUCCUGUCAAUCAAGAUCCUGCAAGUCGAGAAGGAUUUUGGAGUAUCCAGGAUGAAAGUGCAAACUUGGCCAUUGAUAAAAAAGAUGGCACCAAGCAGUCUGAUGGAAUGUGGAAGAGCCACGUGGUGAGCAGUGACCUUUACUCCCCAGACUCCCUGAACUCCAUGGCAGCUGAUCUCAGGCACAAACUGAGCCAGGAGUCAGACCGUCUACGAGCUCGCUUGAGACAAGAGCUUCUGGAUCUCCGUCAGAGGCUCUCUCCUUACCCCAGCCACCCCCAGGUCACCCCAACUAAUGUCCACGAGCUCCUGUCUCCCUUUACCGAGAGCCUUCAGUUGGCUCUCGAAUCCAACACCCAUCAACUCUGCAGUCAUCUCAUGAUGACCGUCCAAGGGGUUCAAUCCGAUGGACCUUCGCUCUACCAAGACGCAACAGAGAAGAUCAGUCAAGCUAUGGAUGAGAGUCAUAAGAGAAGAACUGCUGCCUUUGAGGACUUUAAAACAAAGGCAUUUGAGGCAGUUGAGGAGGACAAAGACAGCAGUAGGAAGGAUCUAUGGGAGGAGGUGACGGCCAGGCUGGGCCAAGAGAUCUGCUCAUUCAGUUUGGAGGCACAGGGCAAGAUUGCAGCACUGAAAGUCUCAUUAACAACACUCCUCACAUCAUCAGAACCCUUAGGAGCUGAAAUGGUUUCCAAAGUGGACCAGUUCUGUGAUGGUUCCUCAAAGCAGAAUCAUAAAUUUAUUGCUGAUUUAGUGCAGCAAAUAUCCAGGCUUGAGGAAAAGCAGAGUAAAGGCGAGUCAUCAAGUCAUGUAAACAUAGACUCCAUACAAGAGGAUUUCUCCACCAGACUAAAUGCCUUACUCCAGGACAUUGUACACAGUAUAAACUAGACAGACACCUCUCCCUCUCCAUUCAUGUUACAAUAGCCUCUUUAUUGUAAAUAGAAGUGAGACUGCACUGUGUGAAUUAUUGUCUUUCUGUAGAAGACUGUCUCUUAAAAUGUCUAGUAAAGACAACUUUUUAUACAGAAAAGAAAAAUGUAGUGACUGCGUAGGUUAUUUUAUUAACAGUCCAGUGCAAGAAAACACGAAUGGACCAUGUUUUUUUUAGAUGCAGGUUUAUUAAGUUCUGUGUAAUCAAUAUCUAAAGUGUUCUAUUUUUUAAAUAAAUGCACAUAAAUUGAA
Molecule: messenger RNA, 1397 nt
Organism: Ictalurus furcatus (blue catfish)
Lineage: Eukaryota; Metazoa; Chordata; Actinopteri; Siluriformes; Ictaluridae
Exons: 3
Coding region: 165-1103 (312 amino acids)
Source: RefSeq, a predicted model, not a curated record